CCUCCAAAAAGACUGACAUACUAGUUCGCGAGAAUUCUGAUUAUCGAAAAGAAAUUCUCCAGAAUUGGAAUUCAAAGAAAAGAAAAACCAUGGGUGAAGAAGCAUCUUCGUCAUCGUUCUUCAAGAAACACUGGGAAGGUUACAAGGAGUUCUGGUGCGAAAGAUUUUCGUUUCUUGAAAAUUAUUCAAGAUUUAUCAAGCGCGAUCAGCCUCUUCCUUCUUGGUCUUCUUCCGAUGUCGAGGAAUUUAUCGCCUCAGAUCCAGUUCAUGGCCCCACUUUGAAGACGGCAAGGGAGGCAGUAAACUUUGGUCUUGCAGGAAGUCUCAUCGGUGCAGUAUCUUCUGCUGGUGUUGCCUGGAAAUAUUCAAGAAGUUUACAGGGUGCUGGGCUGUCGUUUUUUGCUGGAGGCGUGUUUGGCUGGACCUUUGGACAUGAAAUUGCAAAUCACUCGAUGCAACUCUACAGGUUGGACACCAUGGCUGCACAAGUUAAGUUCUUGGAGUGGUGGGAGAAGAAAGCCGAAGGGCAGUCCUAAGCCUGCUUGCUGUUAAAUGGAAGUUUUAGUGAGACCUCUUUUACCAUUUCUUCAAUAAUAAUUUUCUUCUUUCAUGGUAAUAAUGUAAUGGCGAUGGAAAUUAUCCAAGGUUUUGGUGGAUUAAGACGUAAUUUCUUCCCCGGGGAUGUAGGCUAGUACAACUAUCGAUCAUAAUGGUUUUAAGAUUAUGGUUUUGGAUAAGAUUUUCAUAUUCUUCCAAAUGAAAAUGAAUAUAACUCUUUUUAGAAGCUGGGCAAUUUCCGUUGAUAAUUCCUUAA
Molecule: messenger RNA, 814 nt
Organism: Mercurialis annua (annual mercury)
Lineage: Eukaryota; Viridiplantae; Streptophyta; Magnoliopsida; Malpighiales; Euphorbiaceae
Product: succinate dehydrogenase subunit 6, mitochondrial
Exons: 3
Coding region: 90-536 (148 amino acids)
Source: RefSeq, a predicted model, not a curated record